This is a messenger RNA of Torulaspora globosa, 2367 nucleotides long. It is a transcript of the gene RSP5, whose product is annotated as NEDD4 family E3 ubiquitin-protein ligase. The coding region runs from base 1 to 2367 and encodes 788 amino acids. NCBI's taxonomy places the organism in Eukaryota, Fungi, Ascomycota, Saccharomycetes, Saccharomycetales, Saccharomycetaceae. Gene Ontology annotation, molecular function: ubiquitin protein ligase activity; protein binding. The record is from RefSeq and is a predicted model, not a curated record. The transcript has a single exon. Gene Ontology annotation, biological process: ubiquitin-dependent protein catabolic process.
AUGGCUGGAAUAGUGGUUAAACUGGUGGCGGCGGAGUCGUUGUACAAGAGAGACGUUUUCCGGUCACCCGAUCCGUUUGCCGUAUUGACAAUUGACGGGUAUCAGACCAAGUCGACUUCUGCAGCGAAAAAGACUUUGAAUCCUUACUGGAAUGAGAAUUUUAAGUUUACUGACGUCAACGAGAAUUCUAUCUUGACGAUUCAGGUGUUUGAUCAGAAAAAAUUCAAGAAGAAGGACCAGGGGUUUCUGGGGGUGAUCAACAUCAGAAUAGGCGAUGUGCUGGGUCACUUGGAUGAAGACACGGCGGCUGGCACACGGCCUCCCGAGGAGACGAUAACUCGGGAGUUGAAGAGGUCGAAUGAUGGCAUGGCCGUGAGUGGAAGACUGAUUGUCGUGCUGUCGAAAGAGGCCACGAGCUCUGGCGGCAGUUCUAACGAGACUCCUCAGGCGAACGGCGGGAGGUUGACCAGCUCAUCUCGUUCCCAGUCGGGGUCCCACACGCCGAGACCCACCGCUGGAUCAGUGGAGCACACUCUGCAGAGCGGCGCGAACGCGUCUGCGGAGGCUUCUUCCGGCACAAACGGCUCAGCUAGACAAUACUCGUCGUUCGAAGAUCAGUAUGGGCGGUUGCCUCCUGGCUGGGAAAGAAGGACCGACAAUUUCGGUCGCACCUACUAUGUGGAUCACAAUACAAGGACAACGACGUGGAAACGCCCCACUCUGGAUCAGAGCGAAGCAGAGCGUGGUAACCAGUUGAACGCAAACACUGAGGCGCAGAGAAGGCAGCACAGAGGCAGAACUUUACCAACUGGAUCUAAUGACAGCUCCUCUGUGACGGUGCAGACUGGAUUUAGCCCGCAAACGCCGGCGGUCAACGGCUCGGCUGCUGCAGCCUUCGCGGCUACAGGCGCUACAACAUCCGGUUUGGGUGAAUUACCUUCUGGUUGGGAACAAAGAUUCACGCCAGAGGGAAGAGCUUAUUUCGUGGAUCACAACACGAGAACGACUACCUGGGUGGACCCCAGAAGACAGCAGUUCAUUCGUACUUACGGCCCAACCAACACUACGAUACAGCAACAACCGGUUUCUCAAUUGGGUCCCUUGCCUUCAGGUUGGGAGAUGAGAUUGACCAAUACCGCUCGUGUCUAUUUCGUUGAUCAUAACACAAAGACAACGACCUGGGAUGAUCCUAGGUUGCCAUCAUCAUUGGAUCAAAACGUGCCUCAAUAUAAGCGUGAUUUCAGACGUAAAGUCAUAUACUUCAGAUCUCAGCCCGCAUUGAGAAUUCUACCGGGUCAAUGCCACAUUAAGGUUCGUAGAAAGAAUAUCUUCGAAGAUGCUUAUCAAGAGAUAAUGAGGCAAACUCCGGAAGAUCUCAAGAAAAGGUUAAUGAUUAAGUUUGACGGCGAAGAGGGCUUGGACUAUGGUGGUGUUUCAAGAGAGUUUUUCUUCUUAUUGUCGCAUGAAAUGUUCAAUCCAUUCUAUUGUCUAUUUGAGUACUCGGCUCAUGAUAAUUACACGAUACAGAUAAAUCCAAACAGUGGUAUCAACCCCGAGCAUCUAAACUAUUUCAAGUUCAUUGGUAGAGUCGUUGGUCUGGGUGUAUUCCAUAGAAGAUUCUUGGAUGCCUUUUUUGUUGGGGCUUUGUACAAGAUGAUGCUCCGUAAGAAAGUGGUGCUGCAGGAUAUGGAGGGCGUUGACGCCGAGGUUCACAACUCUUUGAAAUGGAUGCUGGAAAAUAGUAUAGACGGCAUACUGGAUUUGACAUUCAGUGCAGAUGACGAGAGAUUUGGCGAGGUAGUCAACGUUGAUCUAAAGCCGGACGGGAGAACCGCUGAAGUGACAGACGAGAACAAAAAAGAAUACGUCGAGUUAUUCACACAAUGGAAGAUAGUAGAUAGAGUUCAGGAACAGUUCCGAGCCUUUAUGGAUGGAUUCAACGAAUUGAUACCAGAAGAUCUGGUCACGGUCUUCGACGAAAGGGAACUAGAACUCUUGAUAGGUGGUAUCGCUGAGAUCGACGUCGAAGACUGGAAGAAGCAUACAGAUUACCGUGGUUACCAGGAAUCGGAUGAAGUCAUCAAAUGGUUCUGGAAAUGUAUCACAGAAUGGGAUAACGAACAAAGGGCACGUCUACUACAAUUUACAACUGGUACUUCGCGUAUUCCCGUCAAUGGUUUCAAAGAUCUGCAGGGUUCUGAUGGCCCAAGAAGAUUUACCAUUGAAAAAGCGGGAGAGCAAGGACAAUUACCGAAAUCGCAUACCUGCUUCAACAGGGUGGACUUGCCGCCAUACGAAGAUUACGACAGUCUGAAACAAAAACUUACAUUGGCCGUGGAGGAAACGAUAGGAUUCGGUCAGGAAUGA